Molecule: messenger RNA, 1104 nt
Organism: Pseudophryne corroboree (corroboree frog)
Lineage: Eukaryota; Metazoa; Chordata; Amphibia; Anura; Myobatrachidae
Gene: NHP2
Product: NHP2 ribonucleoprotein
Exons: 4
Coding region: 240-701 (153 amino acids)
Biological process (GO): rRNA pseudouridine synthesis; snRNA pseudouridine synthesis; maturation of LSU-rRNA
Cellular component (GO): nucleolus; box H/ACA snoRNP complex; cytosolic large ribosomal subunit
Molecular function (GO): box H/ACA snoRNA binding
Source: RefSeq, a predicted model, not a curated record
CUAGCAUCUACCGUGCAGGGGGGGGUUGCGUCUACCUCCCGAGCCCCCGGAUAUCCGCACUGCUACCGGAAGCCGGAAGCGGACGGAGAGUGUGUGUGAAUGCGCACUGCGCAGUGCUGGGAACACGUGUGUAGCGGGCUGUGAGUGUGUACGGGGCUGAGUGCAGGGGAUUAGCGGGGCGUGUUUAGCGGGCUGAGUGUGCGGUGCAGGCGGCAGGUCCUUGCUGUCUCCGUUCAGACAUGACGAAGGUGAAGAAGGAGAAGCUGGACGAGGGGGAGGAGGCGGCCCAGGCGACCCCUGAGCUGUCCUACGAGGAGAUGCUGGCCAACCUGAACCCCAUCGCGCAGCCGCUGGCGGGACGGAAGCUCACCAAGCGCCUGUACAAGUGCAUCAAGAAAGCUUCCAAACAUAAGAAUAUUCGCAGAGGCGUAAAAGAGGUGCAGAAGUUCAUUAACAAAGGAGAGAAAGGCCUUGUCGUACUUGCUGGUGAUACAUUUCCUAUUGAGGUUUACUGCCAUGUACCUAUUAUGUGCGAGGAUCGGUCCAUUCCAUAUGCGUAUAUUCCAUCCAAAUCUGAUUUAGGCGCUGCCGCCGGCUCUAAGCGCCCUGCCUGUGUGAUACUGAUUAAGCCAAACAGCGAAUACCAAGACUCGUACAAUGAUUGUCUGGAAGAGGUUCAAGCACUUCCAUUACCCUACUGAGUGAACUUUUAUUAUUUCAUUGUUUUAUUUUAUGUACAGUUUUUUGGACCCUUUUUUAGGACCUUUUUUUUUUUUUUGUUGUUGUUGCUGUUGUUGUGCAUUUAACUAGUUAAUGUACAAUACAUUGUCUACAGUCCAACUCCAUGACUAAAAGAUGUGCAUCGGAGGUUUUUGAAUGGACAGUGAUUUGACGUUUGUUCAUAAUGCAAUAAUACAGUUUUUACAAAUGAUAAAGAAGAGUCCCGACUUGGAUCCUAUUUUUAAACUCCUUUGUCUGCUGAUAUUCUUAAAUGAUGCUGAUUGUGUAUACAAAAGGUUAAUUCCAAUUCAUGGUUACAUUAAAUGUAUGAUAAAUACAUUAUUGAGAGCAGCUAAUAAAGAGAAACUACUCUUUGUGCUCAGG